Molecule: messenger RNA, 4204 nt
Organism: Phasianus colchicus (ring-necked pheasant)
Lineage: Eukaryota; Metazoa; Chordata; Aves; Galliformes; Phasianidae
Gene: ZC3H11D
Product: zinc finger CCCH-type containing 11D
Source: RefSeq, a predicted model, not a curated record
AUGGAAACAUAGCAUUCUGUCCUUGCUAGCCACCAUCUUUGACAGUUAGCAAACCUGGCCACCUCCUUAGCUCUGCUGUACUUAGUUUUAGCUACGCUGUCAAUUGGAGUUUUGUUUCAAAACAGAAGCAGAGUUGAAUUUCUGAAAACCCAAUUUUUAAAGAAAACUACUGUUUUCAGGGUAAAAUUAAGAUUUCCCUGUACAGGGAUAGAUAGCUUUUACGUUUUAAUGUAUGCUCUACCUGAAUAAAACGAGUAGAGUAGGUGCAUAAGAAGUGAAAAUGGCUGAAGGUGGGAAUGAUCGCUAUUUUUAUUCUCCGUAUGCACAGCAAAACUACAGCAACAUCUUGUGUUUCUGGGAAACGCAGCCAUUAGGCUGUGUGAGGAUCAGUUGCAUCUUCCAUCAUAGCAAACCUCGUAAUAUAAAUGGACUUUUUCUGCCACCUAGUAACAAUACUAUAUUUCAACAGGAAGGCCAAGAAGGAAUUUUGAAUUCAGCCCAUAGUCAAGAAUCGCUCAAAAUUCAGGAGGCUUUUUUAAGACCAAUUCACCCUCCAGUGAUUGUAGACCUCAGCCAUGAUGAGGACGAUGAAGAGGAGGAUGAAAAAGAGGAUGAAGACAACAGGAAUAAUAUUUCUGAUUCGUUGGAAAAGACUGCUGAAGACAUUGAAGAGGAAAGAGCAAUAAAGGAAAUGUGCUAUAAAUCUGGAGAAUAUUAUAGGAUUCAGUACCCUCAGGAACACCAGUCAACAGAAAUGAUAUCUCCAUCUCCAUCUUUGGAAAAUGAACAAUUACCAAUGGAAACCAUCGAGCAUGAUUUGUGGAAAGGUGACAGUAAUACAAUUCCUACAAAAUUUAAUAAUGUGGAAAGGGAGAGAGAGACUUCAGGAAGGAAAGUAUCAGUGCAGUGUAUUAGCAGAACACAUGAUAAAUCCUAUGAAAAUGAAGGAGGUGAUUAUUUUGCGGCACAGAGAAACAAAUAUGCUAAUGGACAAAGAAGUGAGGCACAACCUUUUGAAAAAACACCAACUGCAUCAAAGUAUUCAAAUAUAAAAGCAACAAACAGCUCUGAACGGGUGAGGAAAUACCACUUCAAAGGAGUAAAGAAAAAGAAAUGGAUUUCUGAGGAGCAAAGAAACUCACCUAAUACAGGAACAGGCAAAGGAGUUCCCACUUCAUACUCAAAAGUCACAACAAAUUACCAACGAAAUUAUCAAAGGAAGGAUGAUGAAAAUGCUUCUUCCAUUCAUUCUGUGAGACAGACUGAAAGAAACAGUUACUUCAAUUCUGCAGAACCUCGAAGGUCAGCGUAUGUGUUCUACCGUAAUACCAGAGUCAUACAGGAACCAAGGUUUAAUGGAUAUACAGACAAGUAUUCUUCAGGAUCUUACAAUGCACCAACUUGGAGAAAAAGAAAUCCACAUGCAAAGACAUUCUCUAGGUUUAAAACAACCAUUCAGAACAAAGCAGAAAUGGAGAUGAAGAAAAAAGGAGAAUGAUUUUUAUGCAGCAGAAAGAUAUGAAGCCAAUACUUCAACUUUGAAGAAAAAUUUAAGAGGAAAAUCACAACUGGACACAAAAAUGAUAAAAUAAGAUGCAGGAAGUACACUCUAACAUUCAAAAAUGAUAAAAAAUAUAUAUUAAAAGUAUGUUCUGUAUGCGCACCUAUAAAGAUCUUCAGUCUGCUCACAAAAUUUAAUCUGCUUUGAAAAUUUGGCAGUUGAAAUGAUUUUUUUUACAGACUUCGGCUAUAUACUGGAAGACUGGUAGUAAAAGAUCCUUAAAAGAUCCUGUCUGUUUUGUCAGACAGAUGCUUUAAUGCACAAUUAUUAAUAUGAAUAGAUAUUAUUAGUUGUACUUGGCAGUUUCAUAGGACUUUGAAUGUAAGCAGCAAUACUGAUGCAUUCUAGAAGAUGUCUGUGUUGUUGUGAAAGACAGAUUCAUAGAUGACAUAAUUGUUUGCUUGAUAUUCAGGGGCUCAGUCUGAGUUUGACCUUGAUAUUUCACCAUUUUUGCAAGAAUUAACUGAAAUAUGUUUCUACACAUAUUUUAAACAGAUGUACAAAAGAUUUGAUAAAGACAGAUAUUUUAAUAUUGCUUUCUGAAAAACCAAACUGUCUAAAUGUUUGUAAUGAACAACAGCUUACUGAUAUUUCCCUAGAGGACAUAAAUUUGUUACAACACCUGCUCUUCAUUUCAGUGAUCUUUGUUGUUGUUGUUCUGCACAAUGUAUCAGUUUGGUUUCUUACCUGUAAAAAGGAGAGAAUGGGAUUUGAUCACCUUCAUUCUGUGCUUAAUUCAGUAUAUCAAACGUUAAAGGGCAGUGUGUGAAAAUAUAUUGACUGCCACACCAGAAGGCAAAUGUAAACAGGAAAUAGAGCCCAAAAGAGGAUCUUUAGAAGAUUAAGACAAAUGCACUCAAAAGGUCAGAAUACCUUUGCAUAACUGUGUGCCAUGUAACAGAAAGAGAUGUGUUUCAAAGAGAGUUAAGAGAAAGAAAGCCAGGCAAAAAAUUAUCUGUUAUACAUAGAAGUCAGUAGCCAAUGAAUGUGCCUAGUACUGAAUAGUUACAUAUGUAUGAAAUUAUUUCUUUAUCUCAAACAUUUUUCCUUUUUUAAUUUUUUUUUUGCGUUUACAUGACCCUCGUUCAUUCUUAGAACAUAGUUUUGGAUUAGAGCCCCUCAAACUUUUAUGGGGAGUGCUGUGGUCCAGUGGCAGCGACAGCUGUGAAUAUAAAAGCAUUUUGUUUCCUUGCAACAUUUGCUUCAUUUUGACUGAACAUGAAAUUGUAUCAGAUAGCUUCUAGGGUGCCUUCUAGUUAACAUUACUAUAUUGUUCUAUGAGAAAUAUUGUCAUACUUUACUGAAAAUAUCUUGCAAAAACAGGGUCAUGGCAAACGUUUAUAGCUUUUAUGUAAUUUUUAAUAAUAUGAAUGUUAAAAAUGCUGUAAUUAUUGCAGUUGAGCAUUGCUUUCCUUAACUGAGAAUAGAUUGCCUAUUUUAGCUGAGAUACUGAAAACGUAAAAGACACGAAACAUCUUUUUAAAAUCAAUUACUAAACGUACUGAAAAUGUCUCCCUCUCUCUAAUUAAAUACUGGAUUUUCAAAUUGUAGCACACAGUGCCUUGCAGCAACGUUCUGUCUGCCUGAGGCAUCUUAAAAUCUUGAUUUGGAGGGCUAUUCUGCCCAGAUACUUUUUAAUACCUUGAAAAAUACUUUUAUUCUCAUUUUUUCUCUAUCUAAAUGUAAAUCUUACAUUUAGUGAUUGUUCAAUCUCUCUGUAGUUUACAGUAUUAUAUUUAACAGGACAAUAAAUUGAGCAGGGCUCGAUUAUUAUUCUGGUCUGUUCUCUUUUUCUUUUUUUUUUUUUUUUCACUUAGUGAAAAAGGAUUUCAAUAUUUAACUUUUGCAAUUUCAUAUUUUUAUUUUUUGUUUGGUUUUGAGUAGCAGAGCAAAGUUCUUACUAUACCUUAAUUUUAUUGUCUAGUACAGUUAAUACUGUUUGCUUGUGCAGGUGUUAAGACUAUUGAUUUUCCUUAUCAAUGUACAAAAAGUGGAAUUUUGAGGUGUUAUUGCAAUUAGUAACAGUCUGUUUGCCUCAAACUUACCCAAAAUUACUAGAAAGAACAGAUGGGGAUAGAAUUUCAAUGUUGCCCAGUGUUCCAGCAUUAAGUAAUAACAGAGUAGACAGUGCAACAUUUUUAGACUUCCCUGGUAAAUUCAUACUUAAUGAAAUGUGUUGGGAGUACUGAAUGGUGUAGAAAAAAUAUCAUUAUGGCUGACAUAAUUUGGAUUUGAAGCAGUAACAAAGUCAGCUCCCAGUCUCCAAAUUUAUGAACAGUGAAUGGGAAGUAAGUUGGUUUAUUACUGUAUGUAUUUCCAUCCAAAUCUGAGAAAUCAUUAUGACAUCUAUAAACAUAAAUAUUCCACUUGAUUCUCUCACUUAAUCGUAUUUAAACCAAUAGAGCAGUGCCAAUCUGUGUAUUUAUUAUAGUUCUGAGAUAACAUAAAAGGAAAUGAGUCUUAACCCUGUUUUCUUUUACUGGAUAAAAACAACCAGUGACCAAAAGACAGAGUUUAGAGGAGUCUAAUGGUCAGCCACCUGGAGUACAGGCUGUGCUGUAAUGUGUAGCGUUGUUUCUAUAGUAUGUUUAAAACACUGUGUAUAUUUGUGAGUAUGAAAUAAAUGCAUCUAAUAAAAAUGAA